Messenger RNA from Vidua chalybeata, 2261 nucleotides. It is a transcript of the gene RBBP5, whose product is annotated as RB binding protein 5, histone lysine methyltransferase complex subunit. The record is from RefSeq and is a predicted model, not a curated record. Gene Ontology annotation, cellular component: Set1C/COMPASS complex. Lineage: Eukaryota; Metazoa; Chordata; Aves; Passeriformes; Viduidae. Bases 63 to 1682 code for a protein of 539 amino acids. The transcript has 14 exons. Gene Ontology annotation, molecular function: protein binding.
CCGGGAAGGCCCCCGCGGGGUCCUUCGGCGACGGGAGCGGAGGGAGCGCGAUCGGCGGCGCGAUGAACCUGGAGCUGCUCGAGUCCUUCGGCCAGAACUACCCCGAGGAGGCGGACGGCACGCUGGACUGUAUCAGCAUGGCGCUGACGUGCACCUUCAACCGCUGGGGCACGCUGCUGGCCGUGGGCUGCAACGACGGCAGGAUCGUCAUCUGGGACUUCCUGACCCGCGGCAUCGCCAAGAUCAUCAGCGCCCACAUCCACCCCGUCUGCUCCCUGUGCUGGAGCCGGGACGGGCACAAACUGGUCAGCGCCUCCACCGACAACAUCGUGUCCCAGUGGGAUGUUCUGUCCGGGGACUGCGACCAGCGGUUCCGCUUCCCCUCGCCCAUCCUCAAAGUCCAGUACCACCCCCGGGACCAGAACAGGGUGCUGGUGUGUCCCAUGAAGUCGGCCCCGGUGAUGCUGACCCUGUCCGACUCCAAGCACGUGGUGCUGCCCGUGGACGACGACUCCGACCUCAACGUGGUGGCGUCGUUUGACCGCCGGGGGGAAUACAUCUACACCGGGAACGCCAAGGGCAAGAUCUUGGUCUUAAAAACAGACACUCAGGAUCUUGUUGCUUCCUUCAGAGUGACCACAGGGACCAGCAACACCACGGCCAUUAAAUCCAUCGAGUUCGCCCGCAAAGGGAGCUGCUUCCUGAUCAACACGGCCGACCGGAUCAUCCGCGUGUACGACGGGCGGGAGAUCCUCACGUGCGGGCGCGACGGCGAGCCCGAGCCCAUGCAGAAACUGCAGGACCUGGUCAACAGGACCCCCUGGAAGAAGUGCUGCUUCUCGGGGGACGGCGAGUACAUCGUGGCGGGCUCCGCGCGCCAGCACGCGCUCUACAUCUGGGAGAAGAGCAUCGGCAACCUGGUGAAGAUCCUGCACGGCACCCGCGGCGAGCUGCUGCUGGACGUGGCAUGGCACCCGGUGCGGCCCAUCAUCGCCUCCAUCUCCAGCGGGGUGGUUUCCAUCUGGGCCCAGAACCAGGUGGAAAACUGGAGUGCUUUUGCCCCUGAUUUCAAGGAGUUGGAUGAAAAUGUGGAAUAUGAGGAGAGGGAAUCGGAAUUUGACAUCGAGGAUGAGGAUAAGAGCGAGCCAGAGCAGACAGGUGCGGACGCAGCCGAGGAUGAGGAGGUGGACGUGACCAGCGUGGAUCCCAUCGCCGCCUUCUGCAGCAGUGACGAGGAGCUGGAGGACGCGCGGGCGCUGCUGUACCUGCCCAUCGCCCCCGAGGUGGAGGACCCCGAGGAGAACCCCUACGGGCCGCCCCCCGACGCCGUGCCCGGCGCGCUGCCCGACGACGCGCUGGGCCCCGACAGGAAGCGCCCCGGCGCCCCGGACGGACCCCAAAACCCCAAGAAAAAACCCAAAACCACCAACAUCGAGCUCCAGGGAGUCCCCAGUGAUGAAGUGCACCCGCUGCUGGGCGUGAAGGGCGACGGUAAAUCCAAGAAGAAGCAGGCGGGCAGGCCCAAAGGAUCAAAAGGUAAAGACAAAGAUUCUCCAUUUAAACCGAAACUCUACAAAGGGGACAGAGGUUCUUUACCUCUGGAAGCCGCGGCCAAGGGGAAGGCGCAGGCGGAGCUGGGCCAGCCCCUGACAGCAGGUGGGGCAAUCUCAGAGUUGCUAUGAAGACUCUCCCUCCUCUCCCUGCCUCCUUUCCUCUCUUGGCUCCCCGGUGUGGAAAGGCUGGAAUUCCCAGUCAGGACUGGCACAGACUGAAUUCCGUGGAUUCAGGGAGUGAUUUGGGGCAGGAAUGACUCUGGAAGAGGGAGCAGCCUCCGGCCUCCUGCUGCCUCUCCGUGGAUCAGGCUGGCUCGGAGCUCCAGCCGGGAUUUUUGGGGACAAAUCCCCGUCCCAAAGUGACCUGAGCGCCCCUUCCCCGCCACUCCAGAGCCUCUCCACCUUUUAGCUCCCAAAAUUCUCAUCAUUCCCGGAUGGAAGAGCAGCCCAAAGUGGGACUUUGGAUUCCUGUCUCCUGCCCAGUCCCCCUUUUCCAGCUGGGAAUUCCCGAGUCGCUGAGCCCGGCUUUUCCCCGGCUGACGGGAUCAGGGCAGAGCUGCUGAUCCCAGCCCAGAUUUUCAGGAAUUUCCCGUGGGAUGUGAGGAGCUGAAGCCCUUCCGGAGUCUUCUUUGGUUUUGUGUUUAUUUUUCCCACUCUGCCGGUGGCAGAAGGAGCAGCUUUAGAUAAAAAAAGUCAUUUUCCAAUGGA